Messenger RNA from Asparagus officinalis (garden asparagus), 1463 nucleotides. Its product is annotated as protein FAR1-RELATED SEQUENCE 1-like. The coding region runs from base 94 to 1254 and encodes 386 amino acids. The transcript has 5 exons. Lineage: Eukaryota; Viridiplantae; Streptophyta; Magnoliopsida; Asparagales; Asparagaceae. Gene Ontology annotation, biological process: regulation of DNA-templated transcription. The record is from RefSeq and is a predicted model, not a curated record. Gene Ontology annotation, molecular function: zinc ion binding.
ACUACACAACUGAGUGAAAGCUUUAAUGCUAGUUUGAAGGGGUAUUUGAAUUCAGACCUACAAUUGCCUGAGUUUUUUACUCACUUUGUAAGAAUGGUAUUUGACAAGCGGUAUAAGGAAUUGGAAGCUGAAUAUGAUUUGUUGUUCCGGAUUGUUCACUGCAAGAUGGAGGUAAGUAUCUUGAUACAUGCACGAGAAGUUUAUACUAAAGCCAUAUUUAAGGUGUUUCAAGCUCAGUUUGAGGACUCUUUAAAGUCUUCCAUAACAAAGUGCGUGUCCAAUGGUGAAAAAUAUAUCUUCACUGUUGUUAGGGAUGGGUUCUCUAAGGAGAGGCUAGUAAAAAGAGAAGGUCAGUUUACAGUAUCUUGCAGCUGUAGGAUGUUUGAAACUAUAGGUGUUUUGUGUAGGCAUUGCAUCAAAGUGAUGACAGAAGGCAGAGAAACUACACUGAUAAAAAAGAUACCUGAGCAAUAUACCCUAGAGAGGUGGACAAAAAAUGCAAGAGUUGAUAAUAUUGUGCAAGACAUGCGGGGGCUCGAGAUUGUAGAGAACCCAAGGCUGAAACAAACUUCUCGAUAUAGAAGUUUAUGUUCUAAGUUUGUUCGACUUGCAUCAAGAGCAUCUGAGAGUGAGAAGACGUAUGAGGCACUAGAUAUGGAAGCUGAUAAGUUAGUAAAGAUGGUUGAAGAUAUGUUACGUGUAGAAAUAAAUGGUGAAAAAGAUGUGGAAGAUGAAGCGUCAAAUGUCUUGGUUGAUUGCACUAAUAAUGUAGCCGCUGUGAAUGCAAAGGGAUUCAAAAGGAGAGAAGCUACACAUCGUGGAAAACGUCGGGUAAAGGGAGAUUUUGAAGCUCAGUUAAGCAAAAGCAAAAAGAAGCCCGCACAGGUAACUAAAGUUCCAAGACAUUGCGAUGCAAUGGACCAAUCUCAUGUACCUUCUUCACAACAAUCUCAGGUCAGUGGGAUUUUAAGCAAUACCUCUGGCAUAGAGUUAUGUGGUCAGACUUCAUUACCUCUCAAUAAUUCAUCUCAGGUACCUAUGCAUUCUCCUAUGAUGGUUGGUAAUGGUAGAUAUAUGCUAAUGCCGCAUCAUCCGUAUAAUAUACAUGGGCAUCAAUUGAAUAUGCCAAACCAAAUGUCUUGGAGGGGGGAGAAAGAAUUCUCUGGGCCAAGUUCACAAGAAUUUGUUCAAUCAAAUAUCAUGGGAUUUCAUUUGCACAAGACCCAGAAAAAUGGAAGAACUGAGGAAAACUAGUGCAUGUGUAUAUUGGUGGAUAUGUACUGCAGGGAUACUUUUGUUGUGCAGGGAUGAAUUGGCAGAUUAGUGGGUAUUUUUUUUAGUGUUGGGAUACUUUUGUUGUGUAGGGAUACUUUUGUUGUGCAGGGAUGAAUUGGUGGAUAUGUAGUGCAUGUAUAUCUUUAUAUAUUUGAUCUUAUAUGGAAUGAAAAUUUUAGUUUCAGUUU